This is a messenger RNA of Coregonus sp. 'balchen', 1486 nucleotides long. Lineage: Eukaryota; Metazoa; Chordata; Actinopteri; Salmoniformes; Salmonidae. The record is from the annotation of a GenBank genome assembly.
CUGGCUGGGAUGGAGUCGGGUUACGCCUGUUUCUGUGGCAACGACCUGGACCUGCAUCGCCAUGGCAAAGCACCCAGUAUGGAAUGCAACCACGUGUGUUUUGGUGACCACACCCAGCCCUGUGGAGGAGAUGGAUGGGUCAUCAUCUUCGACAGUGAGUAGAUAGGAGAUCGUUUGCUCUGGGUUGUAUUCAUUAGUGCACAUCGUUUCAAACUGUAGAAAUGUUGUUCCCUGUGCAAACAAUAAAAACAAGAGUUUCUUAUUGUACAUAUUCAGGUAGUCCUUCACAGUUUUGGGCAGUUUUUUUUUCCAUUUGGCUUCUAGUGAAAACGACCCUAGUCUGGUCAGCCCGUUAUAACUCCCCUAACAUCUAUGUUGCUUCACCUAAUAUGUAAAAAGUGGAGUUCACAAACCUAGCAUAUUUCCAGGUGCAUGGAGAUUUUUUUUAAAGUGAAGGAACCGAAUAUGAAAGGAUUGCAACACUCACCAACUCACUUAUUGGAAGAGUCAUGUAAACAUAAUGUUCUAGCUCUCCCUUUGUUGUCAUAAAAUGAUUUGAUGAUUUUGGCAAAACAAUACAUGCUAAAUCUCUUUCUAAUAGGCUACACAAGCGUAACGUUUAUGCAAGACACAACUGCUAGAUAAUGAGACACAGAUUUCACAGCUGUAGUCAACACAAUUACAACAAUUAUGAAAUACUCCUUGUUCAAUCUAGUCUCAUCUUUCCCUUAUGUGUUAAAAACUCUUAAUUCCACUCUAUCAUUGAGAGAGUCUGUUGGAUGUGGUUUCUAUAUGAAAAGGUCUCUAUGGCAACUACGAGAUGUAGGAGUCAACAGGGUUAGUUAUGUAAGAGGGUUAGUUGUAUGAGAGACUUAUAAGCAAAAUGCAAACUUCAAUAAUUGAACUGUUAUCCAUUUAAUGAUCUUUGUCUGUUUAUCUCCUCCAGCUCGUGUUGGUGCGUGCGGGGGUAACUACUCUGCCCCCUCUGGGGUGGUCUACUCCCCUGACUUCCCUGAUAAGUACGAGGCAGGGAGGGUCUGCUACUGGACUGUCCAGGUAUUGUGUCUUGUUUCUUUGGGUUUCGAUCAAAUGGCACCCUAUCCCCUUUAGAGUGCACUACUUUUGACCAGGGUCCAACUGUAGUGCGUUAUAUUGGGGAUAGGGUGCAUUUGGGAUGCAAUAUUUGUAUUUUAUUUGUUUUGUUGCUUACAUUUGUUGCCUAUUGCCUAAAGCAUCUUUGGGUUUCAGAAAGUAGUUAGUACUAUGUAUGAUUAAGUACUAUGUAUUAUUAAGUGCUAUGUAUUUUUUAUAUUUGAAUUAUUAUUAGGUACCUGGAGCCUCCAUGAUCCUGUUCAACUUUACCUUCUUUGACAUCUCGGACCAGAAAGACAUGGUGGAACUGCUGGAUGGCUAUACCACCCAGGUGUUAGCACGGUUCGAUGGCCAUAACCCGCCCCGGGACCUGGUCAACGUCACUGGAGACUUU